CCCUCAUCUCUCGCCAAAUAAAACAUACAACACCAACGCUUUCCAUUUCUUUAUUUUUUUUUAAAAAAAAUAAAAAAUUAGAUUUUCAGUUACCGGUGCUGAACUCCUUGAAUUUGCAAAACUGUGCCGAUUGGGAGGUCUCUAGGGCUUUUCCAAGAAAGUUGAGUUUUCUUCUUUUGUGGAAUAUCCUGGUUUUGUUUUGUGUUCUGGGUGAUAUGUUCACGCCGCAGAGGAAGGCGUGGCCGGGACUACCGCUGACCCCCUCUACCGAGCCGCAAAGAGCGGGGGUUUCGAACACUAGGAGUGGAGGCAUUGGCGGGAAGGGAAAAGCUGUUGCAUUUUUCGAUGAUACGAGGAAACUACCACCACCGCCUGUUGGUUCUCUUAGCGGCAGAGGGCCGCUGAAUGUGGGAUUGGAAGAGGAGGGCAUGGAGGAUUGGAGGCGGUUCAAGGAAGCUGGUUUCUUGGACGAAGCGGCCUUGGAAAGGAGGGACCAUGAGGCCCUUGUCGAAAGGCUCUCCAAGCUUGAAAGAGAGCUUUUUGAUUACCAGUAUAAUAUGGGCCUUCUCCUCAUCGAGAAAAAAGAAUGGACAUCAAAGUGUGAAGAAUUGACGCAAGAACUUGCUGAAGCUGAGGAGAUCCUAAGACGUGAGCAGGCUGCACACUUGAUUGCCUAUUCUGAAGUUCAAAAGCGAGAGGAGAACUUGGCAAAAGCCUUAGAUGUUGAAAAACAGUGUGUGGCAGAUCUUGAAAAGACAUUACGUGAUAUUCAAGAAGAACAUGCCCAGGUCAAGCUUAGUUCUGACACAAAGUUGGCUAAUGCGAGUGCACUGGUUGCUGGAAUUGAAGGAAAAUCCUUGGAAGUGGAAGAAAAGAUGCAUGCUGCUGAUGCUAAGCUUGCAGAGGUAAAUAGAAAAAGUUCAGAAUUGGAAAUGAAACUGCAAGAGAUGGAGGCCCGUGAAAGUCUGCUUCAAAGAGAGCGCCUCUCCUUAAUUGCUGAACGAGAAGCACAUCAGGCAACCUUUUACAAACAGAGGGAAGACUUGAAUGGGUGGGAGAGGAAACUAAACAAAGGAGAAGAGAGGCUGUCUGAGCUUAGGAGAACACUUAAUCAGAGGGAGGAAAAGGCAAAUGAGAAUGAUAGACUUCUCAAGCAGAAAGAGAGGAGUUUUGAAGAGGUACAAAAUAAGAUUGAUUUGUCCACCUUGAAGUUAAAGGAGAUGGAAGAUGAUGUAAGCAAACGAUUUACUGAUUUGGUUUCCAAAGAGAAGGAAGCUGAGUCCAUGAGAAGUACUCUACAGGCAAAAGAGAAGGAUCUAGUUGCAUUGGAAGACAUGCUUACUGCUAGAGAAAGGGUGGAGAUUCAGAAACUUGUUAAUGAGCAAAGGGUUAUUCUUGAUGCUAAAAUGCAGGAGUUUGAGUUGGAACUGGAGGAAAAGAGAAAGUCUGUUAAUGAGGAACUUGAAAGCAAGGUAAAUGAAGUGAACCAGCAGGAAGCCGAACUUCACCACAAGGAAGAAAAAUUGAGAAAGCAAGAACAAGCAUUGGAUAAGAAGUUGGAGAGAGUGAAAGAGAGAGAAAAGGACCUCGAGGCGAGGUUGAAAACUGUCAAGGACAGAGAUAAGUUUGUGAAAACUGAGGAGAAAAAGUUGGAGUUGGAAAAGCAGCAACUGUACUCUGCUAAAGAGAGCUUGCAGGCUCUCAAAGAUGAGAUUGAUAAGAUAGGGGCUGAAACUAGUCAGCAGGAGUUAAGGAUACGUGAAGAGUCUCAAAAGCUUAAAAUAACUGAAGAGGAGAGGUCGGAACACAUCCGUUUGCAGUCAGAAUUGAAACAGCAGAUAGACAGCUGCAGACAUCAGGAGGAGUUGCUUUUGAAGGAACAUGAAGAUCUGAAACAGCAAAGGGAAAAUUUUGAGAAAGAGUGGGAAGUUUUGGAUGAAAAAAGAGUUGAAAUUACCAUGCAACGAAAGGAAAUUGUUGAAGAAAAGGAUAAGUUCGAAAAGUUUCGACAUUCAGAAGAAGAAAGGUUGAAGAAGGAGGAAUCUGCCAUGCGAGAUUAUGUUUGUAGGGAGAUGGAAUCAAUCAGGCUGCAGAAAGAAUCAUUUGAAGCCUCAAUGAAGCAUGAGAAGUCAGUUCUAUUGGAAGAAGCUCAGAAUGAACACAUUAAAAUGCUUCAAGAUUUUGAGCUGCAGAAAAUGAAUCUUGAAACUGAUUUGCAGAAUAGGUUUGAUCAAAAGCAGAAAGAUUUGCAGGAAAGGAUUGUUGCAUUUGAAGAGGUGAAGGAGAGAGAACUUGCUAAUAUGAGAUGCUCGAAAGAAGAUGUUGAGAGGGAAAUGGAAGAAAUAAGGUCUGCAAGGCUUGCUGUAGAAAGGGAAAAACAGGAAGUUGCAAUUAACAGGGAUAAGCUGAACGAGCAGCAGCAAGAAAUGCGAAAGGAUAUUGAUGAACUGGGUAUACUUAGCAGCAGGCUCAAGGACCAGCGGGAACAUUUUAUCCGUGAAAGACAUAGCUUCCUUGAAUUUGUUGAGAAGCUUAAGUCUUGUAAGACCUGCGGAGAAAUAACGAGGGACUUUGUACUCUCUAACUUCCAACUACCUGAUGUGGAGGAUAGGGAAAUCGUUCCUCUUCCACGACUAGCUGAUGAACUCAUAAGGAAUCAUCAAGGUUAUUUGGGUGCUUCUGGUGUUAAAAAUAUCAAGAGAUCUCCUGAAGCUUAUUCACAGUAUCCUGAAUCUGCUGGUCGCAUGUCUUGGCUUCGCAAAUGCACUACCAAGAUUUUUAGCAUUUCACCAACAAAGAGAAAUGAAAGUAAAGCUGAAGGGCCCGGUGAGCUUACCAAUAAGGAAGCAGGAGGAAAUAUUCAUGAAAAGGCAGGAGAGCCAUCUUUAAGGAUUCCAGGUGACUCUAUCAAUAACCAAUUGCUCCAAUCUGAUAAAAUUGGAAAGGUGGAUGAUCGAUCUGGUCCAUCCCUUGAUCAUAGCUACACUGACAGUAAAGUGCAAGAAGUUCCUGAAGAUUCUCAGCAGUCAGAGAGGAAGAGUGGUCGCCGCAAACCUGGAAGAAAACCUAAAUCUGGACUGAAUCGGACACGCUCAGUGAAGGCUGUAGUUGAAGAUGCAAAACUAUUCCUUGGUGAAAGUCCAGAAGAACCUGAGCCUAGUGAGAGUGUGCAGCCAGAUGAUAUCAGCCAUGCUAAUGAAGAAAGUGCUGGUGUUUCUACUCAUAGUGAGAACAGGGCACGCAAUAAUGCAAGAAAGCGGCGACGACCACAAGAUUCCAAAAUUACAGAUACCGAGUUGGAUGCUGCAGAUAGUGAAGGACGUUCUGAUAGUGUCACAACUGGUGGGCAAAGGAAGAGGCAACAGACAGCUGCUCAAGGCCUCCAAACCCCAGGGGAAAAAAGAUACAAUCUCAGGCGACCCAAGCUUACAGUCACAGCCAAGGCAGCCCAAGCCUCAUCUGAUUUGCUGAAGACUAGGCAGGAGCCUGAUAGUGGUGUCGUGGAGGGAGGAGUUUCUGAUACUGAGAACAGAAGUUCUAAUUUAGUGCAGGUCACAACAUUGAAAAAUGUGGAGAUUGUAGAAGAGAAGGUUGUCAGGUUCAAAACAAGUGUGGAUGUCGAUGACAAUGCCAAUGCUGCAAAGCCAGUUGGGAGUGUGGAUUUGAGUGAAGAAGUUGGUACAGCUGAAAAUGGCAAUGAAGAUCAGAGUGUGAGCUCGAUCGAUGAAGAUGAGGAUGACUCUGAUGAUGAGAUAGAACAUCCGGGUGAAGUCUCAAUAGGAAAGAAAAUCUGGACCUUUUUUACCUCAUGAAGGCUUCCUCUUUUUUUUUCUCUUGUUUCUUCUGAGACUGGAGGUGGCUCACUCAUUGGCUCUGCAAGACAUGCUUCAGCUUCAGAGCUUUGCCUUGUGUCUUUAACUUUUUUUUUUACCUGUUGGUUGGAUAGGAGUGUUACCUGUCUAGCUAGGAAGUUGAUGUGCAAGUGGUUUCAACAAUUCCUAGUUCACUUUGUAUACUAAAUUCUUUAUUAUGUCUCCACUUGCAAGUAUUAGCUGCCGAAUCUUUGUUUCAUUUUUGACCAUUCCAUGUUAUGAAAUUAGUGCAAAGCCUGCUUUUGCCUUUCU
This is a messenger RNA of Theobroma cacao (cacao), 4124 nucleotides long. It is a transcript of the gene LINC3, whose product is annotated as little nuclei3. NCBI's taxonomy places the organism in Eukaryota, Viridiplantae, Streptophyta, Magnoliopsida, Malvales, Malvaceae. Gene Ontology annotation, cellular component: nucleus. The record is from RefSeq and is a predicted model, not a curated record. Gene Ontology annotation, biological process: nucleus organization.